CCGAAAAAGGGGUUGUUUGUUGGCAUCUUUUCUAAACCUGAGCGUUUUGACGUCUGCCCCUAAAGAAACAUUGUCGUCGUUGUAUCCCGAGAAACCCCCCCGAAAUUUGUCAUCAUCAUAAUUCUUUCGGAUGUAAUUUUUUACGCUCUAGCUGUGUUUUUCGGCGGUGGAUCAUUGAUCAGCCAAACAAUCACGCGGUAUGACAACUAUUGGGAAUCAGCAUCGUAGCAACCAUACGCGACAUUCGUACCGCCAGGGAAACCUUCCCCGUCCAAACAGUGGAAUCGACGUGUUAGUUUUGUAAUUAUUUUGCUGUGGGUACGGAAUUGAAACCGCCUGCUACAAUACUGCACCAUCAAAUAAGAAGUCAAUCGAAAACCGACGACGCUGUGUGUAGUGUACGUAAGAGGAGGCAAAGUGAUAAAAAAGAGGGUGGUGUUCAACCUACCAUCCCCGCACAAAUCAUCCUCUCAGGCACAGAUGGAUGACAACAUGAUCGGAAGCGAACACUAUCGCUAGCCGUUUUCCACCCAUCCUUAUUGUUUUGUUGUCGUGUUGCAGAUUCCUAGCAUUCUGCGGAACCGGGAUUCCACAGCAAGACACAACACUCAUCAUCAACCUUCAUCAACACGGUCCGGUAUCUGUGGUUGAGGACCUGAAUUAGGGACGCAUUUCGUAGAAAAAGUAAACAUACUUCCUUGAUGUGUUUUGGAACGCCCACAGAACCGUUACUUCCAGUGCCAAAGCAAGCAGGAUUCGUUUUCGCACAUUCAACAGCAAAGCGAGCAUUAGUAGCUGCAGCAGCCGCGUAUGAUGCCCUGCCCGGGAUUGAAGGUUUCGCACGUGAUAUUUGUGAUCGUCAUACUGAUAACGAUAGUGUUCUAUUCGUCGCUGAAUGGCCGCCAUUUUAUACUCGAACCGCGCCGUUAUGCAAACCACCGCAAAAACGAUCCUAGCCCACUGCCGAACCGGACACUACCGGCAACGGUCGCUGACAAGGCGUUGCUAGUUGGUGGACCGGUACCGCCGGGGCUCGAACGCCAAAAGUGUAAUGUGUUCCAGAUAGUAGUGCAGGGCUGCGGCUUUAAUAUGCCUACCAACACGCUCGAGCGUGUGCAGCAGCAGCAGCAGGAAAAGAACCAAACGCAGCUUCAUCAGAUGCAAAAAGAGCAACAGCAGCAGCAGCAGCAACAUGAUCAAUCGGAACAAGAAACAGCACCGGAGCAGGUGAACAAUAUCCAGCGAAUACCAAACCCUUCCGCGGUAAAGAUGUCUGCCGCGGUUCAAGGAUCCUCCUCUUCCUCAUCCUCCUUGCCACCCGCACCGCAACCGACUGCACUGGAAGCGGAGGGUGAGAAAGUGAUUAAAACGCGCGACCUCUACCAUUCCGGCCAUCUACCGGACGGUGCGUGCGUAGCAAAUCUCUGCCCGCACAACGGUACCGAUGUGACGCUACUGAUACUCGUCACGUCCGCACCGACGCACCGGGAACAGCGGCUUGCCAUUCGACAGUCCUGGGGCCACUACGACAGCCGGCGUGACAUCUCGAUCGGGUUCAUCGUCGGGCAAACGGACGAUGUACGCAUCGAGGAUCAACUAGCAGCAGAAAGCUAUAUGUAUAGUGAUCUGAUACGGGGCAACUUCAUCGACAGCUAUCGCAACCUAACGCUCAAAACGAUUUCGCUGCUCGAAUGGACGAAGCUGCACUGUCCGAACGCGUCCUUUCUGCUGAAAACGGACGACGAUAUGUUUAUCAACGUGCCGAAACUGUUACAGUUUAUGGAGGCGCACGGUAACCAGCGGCGUACGAUCUUCGGCCGGUUGGCGAAAAAGUGGAAACCGAUUCGUAACAAAAAGUCCAAAUAUUACGUCAGCCCGGAACAGUACUAUCCACCUGUAUUUCCACCAUUCACCACCGGACCGGCGUAUCUGCUGACUGCCGACAUCAUUAAUGAAAUGUUCGAGAAAUCGCUCAGCCAAACGUAUCUCAAGCUGGAAGACGUCUACACCACCGGUAUAGUCGCGCAGCUGCUAAACAUACAUCGGAUCAACGUGAAGGAGUUUCUCAACCGGCGAAUAGCGUUCAACCAAUGCAACAUCAAGAAGGCGAUCAGUAUCCACAUGGUCAAGAACAACGAGCAGCUUGAUCUAUGGAAGAAGCAGGUCGACACCAGCGUGUCAUGCACGUAGAAGUAUUGUUUUAUUCUUAUUAUAAUUAUUAUUGCUGCGUUUUACAUUGCUCUCCACGCCUUUUAUGUUCCCAAAAAAACCCUCCAAUUUCUUAGAAAAAAAAGCAACAAACAAAGACAUAAAAAGACAACGUUCACACACACACAGGACCCACACACACACACUGCUAGAUCGUUCCACAAUGAAGAACGCAAAGAGGAAGCAAUCACGAACAAGAAAAAUAGGACGAUAAUAAAUUGAAACCUCUUGUAAAUGUUAUUUCUUAAUACCCUUUUUAAAAGAUCCUGUUUUCUUUUACUAGAGAUUUGCUUAGUAAGCAACUAAAACAAAAAAACAUUAACAGCAAACAAAGCGCGUACGAGCAUGCCUUUCAACAAAAAAAGAAACAAACGAAAACAGAUAAGUGAAUUAAUAUACAUUCCGUCGCUUUGAGGUACGCGUUUGUUAAGCGAAGCGUAACGUAUAUCCCCGUAUCGUGAAAAAGCGUUUGAAACUGUAUAGGAAAUUGCCGCGUAUGCGUUCUCGUCUGAGUAAAAAAACGAGUAAGUUUUUUUUUGUGGUGUGCUAGUUAAGUAAGCAUUCGCGUGAUUAGAAUUGGGCCUGGGCUUGUCUUGGAGGCUGAAAUGAAUUUUAACAAACCAUCACUCCUUCCCUUCCUGUUUCCCCUCCCCCCCCCCCCCCCUUUCGACUCCUUUUUUUUUAUUAAAAUCAACCCCUUUUUUCGGGCUGGAAAACUGAAGACGAAAAGCGUACAUUAAAAAAAAAGAUAUAUUUAUAUACACACAUAUACAUAUAUGUAAAACCCAUAUUUCUAAAGAACAUGUAUCACUCCACUACCGCAUCAAUAGCUAGAGCGUGUUCCAAGAGAGAGAGAGAGAGAGAGGGAAGGGGGCUUGAAGUCAUGAAGAUUGUAUAAAAGCAAAAACAUAUUUUAUAUAGUAAUUCUCAUACGUUAUAAGGCAUGUAAAUAUAAGUUUUGCAUUCGCACGAGCCGGGCAGGUUACGGGUCGACGGUUCGGCACACUGCACGCCCGGCGUUUGGCAAGGCGGCGGCAAAAACAGAAAAAAGAUAAGCGAAAACAGUGUAACGUCCUAACGUUUCAUUUCGCUGUGAUUGUACGUUUCGUUUAACAUUUGUUUUGUUCGCGAAAUUUACGUUAUUUAUCUCGGUUGUACGAAUAGAAUUAGCAACUGAUUUGUGCGAUGAAUAAAAUUGAUUCUCAUCAGUUACCCUUUUAUUACGGUCGGCGGUAGA
Molecule: messenger RNA, 3445 nt
Organism: Anopheles funestus (African malaria mosquito)
Lineage: Eukaryota; Metazoa; Arthropoda; Insecta; Diptera; Culicidae
Product: beta-1,3-galactosyltransferase 5-like
Exons: 3
Coding region: 811-2190 (459 amino acids)
Cellular component (GO): membrane
Molecular function (GO): hexosyltransferase activity
Source: RefSeq, a predicted model, not a curated record